GAUUGCCUCGCGAAGGUAAGGCUGUGAAAUGUUGUCAAGUUUGGAUGUACUUUUCCUUAUUUUAAACUUCAUCCUUUGUACAACAUUGUUUGAGGAUUUUCAAAAUGGAUUUGGUUUUUCAGAUGACUACCUAAAUAUGAACUGAAGUGAAGCGAGACGUAAAACUCCACCUAAAUGGGUUCACACCAAGAUUUCGGCAUGACAGCAGACGAUUUCAGAGAAACAGAAUAAAUUCUCACCUUAAAAUGUCUGCAACAGUGUUACAUUUUGGGGAUAUUGUAUCCUUGUAUGCAGAAGGAAGUGUAUGUGGUUUUAUUUCGACACUUGGGUUGGUAGAUAACAGAUGUGUGGUUCAGCCAGAAGCCGGUGACCUUACCAAUCCUCCAAAGAAGUUCAGAGACUGCCUGUUCAAGAUAUGUCCUAUGAACCGAUAUUCGGCUCAGAACCAGUUCUGGACUGCCCAGCGUACUGGAGGUACCAACCUUACCAGUGCUCCAGAUACUGUUCUCCUGAAGAAACUCCAUCAUGCGGCAGAAUUGGAGAAAAAGCAAAAUGAGGCAGAGAACAAGAAACAGCUAGGGUCAGAAAUCCAGUACGGCAAUGUGAUUCAGUUACUCCAUCUAAAGAGUAACAAAUACCUCACUGUAAACAAGCGCCUGCCUGCGCUACUGGAGAAGAAUGCCAUGAGGGUGACCUUGGACACGGCUGGAAAUGAGGGUUCCUGGUUCUAUAUCAUGCCCUUCUACAAGCUCCGACAGGCUGGUGAUCCAGUUGUGGUUGGGGACAAGGUGGUUCUCAACCCAGUCAAUGCUGGUCAGCCCCUCCAUGCCAGUACUUAUGAACUUAUUGAUAAACCUGGUUGUAAGGAGGUGAACUCAGUAAACACUGCCAGUCCAGCAUGCUGGAAGAUGACACUGUUUAUGGACUAUAGAGAAAACAAAGAUGAGGUUCUCAAAGGGGGUGAUGUGGUACGAUUGUUCCAUGCAGAAGAGCAGAUGUUUCUAACAUGUGACGAGUAUAAAAGACAACAAUUUGUGUUCCUUAGGAUCACUGCCCGACAGACUGCCACCACGGCAACAAGCUCCAAGGCAUUGUGGGAAAUUGAGGUGGUACAGCAUGACCCAUGUCGUGGAGGAGCCGGACAGUGGAUGAGUCUUUACAGAUUUAAGCACCUUGCAACAGGACAGUACUUAGCUGCUGAGGUGGACAAAGACCAGGCCCCUGACACUAUGAGGAACAAACUACGGGGAACCAGCUCUUCUCCAGUCUUCUGCCUCGUGUCUGUACCUCAUGGCCAUGACGUGGCCACCAUCUUUGAAUUGGACCCCACAACAAUGACGAGGGACUCUCAUGUACCUAGGAACUCGUAUGUGCGACUACACCAUCUAUGCACUAACAGCUGGGUCCACAGCACCUCUAUCCCACUCGAUAAGGAUGAGGAUAAACCCAUCAUGAAAAAGGUUGGCUGUGCCCAGAUAAAGGAGGAUCGGGAGGCUUUUGCUAUAGUACCAGUUCCUCCAUCAGAAGUGAGGGAUCUUGACUUUGCAAAUGAUGCCAGUCGAGUACUGGCUGACUUUGCAGCCAAGCUGGAAAAGGGCAGCAUCACACAGAAUGAGAGAAGAUUUGUGACACAGCUGUUAUCUGAUAUAUUGCACUUUGUGACCCAACAAGAAUCUCAAAACACAGGAGGAGACCCUCUCAAGGUAGAGAUGGCCAAACCAAAGGAGUGUAGGGAGAGACAGAAGCUUCUCCGAGAACAGGAUAUCCUAAAACAGGUUUUUCAAAUCCUGAAGGCUCCCUUUAGUGGGCCGAAUCCCCUACUGAAGAUGGAGGAGUUAGCGGAUCAGCGCCACGCCCCUAUACGACAGAUCUGUAAACUUUGUUACCAUAUACUCCGUCUCUCACAGCAGGACUAUAGGAAAAAUCAGGAAUAUGUAGCAAAAUACUUCGCAUUUAUGCAAAAGCAGAUUGGAUAUGAUGUUUUAGCAGAGGAAACGAUAACUGCUUUACUGAACAACAACAGGAAACUUUUGGAAAAGCACAUCACCAAGCAGGAGAUUGUCACCUUUGUCAGUCUGGUCAGAAAAAACAAAAAGCCAAGGUUCCUUGACUAUCUGUAUGUGCUGUGUGUGUCCAACAACCAGGCUAUAGCAGCCACACAGUACCUCAUCUGUAACUGUCUGCUGAGUGAGGAGAACCAGGACAUCCUCAUAGAGACCAGACUUGAGAAGACUCAGAUGGAGGUUGAAAUGGAAGUAGAGAACCCAGAUGGAACAUCAGCCCCUGAACCCAUUGUCACUAUCGAGGAGGUGGAGGAGGUCAUGCUUAUAUGGGAUCUUGGCAAAAAGACGAAGAGUGUGCGUGAGCUAGCGGAGACAGCAGCAGAAUCUCACGGCCUAGGUGAAAGCUCAGAGGAGCAGGACAUCCUAGUGUACUACAGACACCAACUAGAUCUGUUUUCUCACAUGUGUCUGGACAGACAGUAUAUCGCCAUCAAUGCUCUCUCGAAACAACUUGAUAUAGAUCUGAUUCUCAGGUGCGUGUCUGAUGAGGUUUUGCCUUAUGACCUACGGGCCUCAUUCUGUAGAUUGAUGUUACACAUGCAUGUAGACAGGGAUCCACAGGAAAUCAUCAAACCGGUCAAGUACGCCCGGCUGUGGUCCGAGAUCCCCACACAGAUCUCUAUAGAGGAAUAUGAUUGUACGUGGGAUUCAGAGAAUUACGAAUCAAACAUUGGUAAGGACCCAGAGAAGGAGAAAGUGAAACCACGAUUCUCCCGUACCAUCUUAUUUGUAGAGGACUACCUCUGUAAUGUGGUCAGCCAGGAAGGUGCCUUUGUGGACAGGAAACAAAACAAACUCACAUUUGAAGUGGUGAAUUUGGCCAAGCAACUGAUUUACUUUGGAUUCUACUCAUUCAGUAAUCUCCUGCGCCUCACCAAAACACUUCUCAACAUCCUAGAUUUCGCACCCGAGAAGGAGAUACAUGGUGUUGGUAAAGUGAGACAACCGGUCUCCCUCAGUGACCAUGGUCCUGACAAAGCCAUAUCCAAUGUGAUCUCCACACGGGGCAAUGGUGGUGAUGGUAUGGAGGCUGAUACUCUGGUCAUGGACACCAAACUAAAAAUCAUCGAAAUACUCAAGUAUUUAAUGCAUGUACGUUUGGACUACCGUUUAACGUGGAUUCUCUCCAUGUUCAAAAGUCAAAUUGAACAACAACCGUGGAUCAACACCAGCGAUGACGAUGAGCUCAGCCUUGACCUGGACAGUAUAGGUCAGCAGGCAGAGGAAAUAUUUGGAGGCAGCUCUACAACAGCUGAGUUGGACUUAGAUGGUCAAGGUGGAAAGAUGUUUUUGAGGGUUCUGCUCAAUCUAGUGAUGCACAACUACCCUACUCUGGUGUCUGGUGCACUGCAACUCCUGUUUAGACAUUUUAGUCAGAGACAAGAAGUUCUACAGGCCUUCAAACAGGUCCAGCUGCUCGUAACAGCUGCUGAUGUGGAGAACUACAAACAGAUCAAGACUGACCUGGAAGACUUAAGGAAUCUGGUGGAGAAGUCAGAACUCUGGGUUUUCAAGUCCAAAUCUGUCCCUGAUACACCUAAACCAAAGAAGAAGACAAGCGAGUCAGAUGGGGGUGACAAGGAGGAUAAGGAAGGAAAGGAGGGAAAGAAGAAAGCAAAAGCACAGCCAUCAAUUUGGAAUAUAUCUAAGGAUCAAGGCUCUGCAAUAGAUCUAGAACUAGGUCCUUCUAUAGAUGAACAGGCUAGCAAAAACUACAAACGUAUCAAAGAGAUUUUACAGAGGCUGACCAAGUUGUGUGUACAGAAUACAAGUGAACCUGGUGUAAGGAAAGCUCGACGACAUGAACAACGCUUGCUGAGAAACAUGAGUGCUCACUCUGCCAUACUUGAACUUUUACAGAUACCCUAUGAACAGAAUGAAGAUACACGGAUGCACGAAAUCAUGCGACUGGCUCAUGAAUUUCUGCAGAGUUUCUGCCUGAGUAACCCUCAGAACCAGGGUCUGUUACACCAGAGCCUUGAUCUCUUCCUUACCCCAGGGCUAUUGGAGGCCCGGACAAUGCAGGCAAUAUUCCAGGACAACCUAAACCUGUGUACUGAGGUACAGGAUAGAGUGAUUCAACAUUUUGUCCACUGUAUAGAGACCCAUGGUAGACAUGUGCCAUACCUGAAGUUUCUACAGACACUUGUCAAGACUGAGGGAGAGUACAUUAAGAAGUGUCAGGAUAUUGUUAUGGCAGAGUUGGUGAAUGCGGGUGAGGAAGUCCUGUUGUUUUACAAUGACCGAACAUCAUUUGGAGCAUUUCUGGAACUGAUGAAAUCUGAACGGUUCAGGACAGACCAGAUGAGCCCUCUGGUCUACCACAUCAACCUGGUGCAGCUAUUGGCCUUGUGUACCGAGGGCAAGAAUGUGUACACUGAGAUAAAAUGUCACUCCCUCCUCCCACUUGAUGACAUUGUCAGGGUUGUCACUGACAAAGAUUGUAUUCCAGAGGUGAAAAGUGCCUACAUCAACUUCCUGAAUCACUGUUAUAUUGAUACAGAGGUGGAAAUGAAGGAAAUCUACACAAGUAACCACAUGUGGACACUAUUUGAGAACUUCCUGACUGAUAUGGGCACAGUGUCAACUGCCACCCAUGACCGGCGCCAUGCGGACACAGUAUUAGAAAGUUACGUGACGGAGAUAGUGAUGAAUGUGAUCCAUACUUUCUUCAGUUCACCAUUCUCCGACCAAACCACCCACCUACAGAACAAAUCCAGACAGCCAGUGUUUGUGCGACUACUACAAGGGGCGUUCCGUGUAUCUCACUGCAAGUGGCUUUCAGGCACACAGAAAUUCCAUGUGGAGACAUGCAUCAAAACGUUGGCAGAUAUAGCUAAGAUGCGAGGGAUAGCCAUUCCUGUCGAUCUAGACAGUCAGGUCAACCUUUUGUUUGAGAAAAAUCAGAAGACACAAAACACAGCCAUGAGGUGGAAGACUGUAGGGCUGAUGAAGAGAGAGUCCAUUCCAUCCAUCUCUCGUGACUACCGCAAUAUUAUAGAGGGCCUUCAGGAAAUUGUGGAUCUGCUGGAAGAUCAGUUACGGCCAUUGGUCCAGGCAGAGUUGUCUGUCCUUGUUGAUGUUCUUCACUGUCCCGAGCAGCUUUUCCCUCCGGGAACACAGUGUGAAAUUGGAGGAUUCAUAUCCAGGCUGAUAAAGCACACCGAGUGUCUGCUGGAAGAAAAAGAGGACAAACUGUGUAUCAAGGUGCUACAGACACUUCGGGAGAUGAUGACAAUUGACAAUGAAUAUGGGGACAAGGUGGAUGUGAAGGCUUUGGGUAAAAAGGAUCUUGAUGACCACAGAAGGGGCGAGGCACUGAGACACUGCCUGUUGACACGCUACUAUGGCAAAGUUAUACCACGCCUGCCUCGAGAUGGUAGCCACAAGGCCCAGCAAGGCCGGUCAGGGAGUGACAGUUCUAAGAGUGCCGCAGGGAGCGAGAGUAUCAAUACCCUCCAUGAUGUACAGUGUCGCCUUGAUAAAGAGGGAGCCAGUGACCUCAUAGUGGAUCUGAUCAUUAAGGAUACCAGUAACAAAAUUUUCCUGGAGACUGUUGAGCUGGGUAUAGCUCUGUUGGAGGGUGGCAAUGAGGAGAUUCAGAAAUCUAUCUACACAAGACUGACAUCAGAUAAACAGUCCGAGGUAUUCUUUAAAGUCUUCUACACCAAGAUGUUCAAUGCCCAGGAGGAGAUUAAGGCCACUCAGACGGUCAAUACUGGGGAGGGGGACAAACAUUUGACCGACCACAAAGACACCCAGCCUCACGAACAGCUCAGCAACAGCAAGUCAGGCCGCAGUGGAGCAGGUCAUCUACAGAAGAAUACAUCAGAGACCAAUCAACGGACGUCAUCAGUGAAGGGAAGCCGGCUAGCUGUGAAGGUUCCAGUGAGACAUGGCCGUGAGUAUGAAAACGAUGAUGGUACCAGAUCAGGACAUGGCCCUACAGAGGAGGCAGUAGACAAACCCAACAAAAACAAGGACGAGAAGAAACUUACGCCACAUGUAGUACUCAUGAAACCAAUUCUCCGAUUUCUUCAGCUUCUCUGUGAAAACCAUAACCAUGAUCUACAGAACUACCUGCGACAUCAAGUCAACAACAAGACACCAUAUAACCUGGUGUGUGAAACACUUCAGUUCCUGGACUGUAUCUGUGGCAGUACCACCGGGGGCCUAGGAUUGUUAGGGCUCUACAUCAACGAAAAUAAUGUUGGGCUCAUCAACCAGGCACUCACCACCCUCACAGAAUACUGUCAGGGACCCUGUCAUGAAAACCAGAAUGCAAUUGCUAUGCACGAAAGCAAUGGAAUAGAUAUCAUCAUUGACCUGCUCCUUAAUGAUAUCAACCCACUGGGCAAGAACCGCAUGGAUCUGGUGUUAGAGCUUAAGAAUAAUGCUUCCAAACUUUUGCUUGCGGUUAUGGAAAGUCGCCAUGAUAGUGAAAAUGCAGAGAGAAUUUUAUACAACAUGAACUGUAAACAGUUGGUUGAAGCUUUGGGACAUGUCUUUAAGCAGGCAUUAGAGAGAGGAAUUAUUGAUUUACGAAAGGUGGAGAACUGUAAAAAUGCAUUCCAUAAAGAGGCUACCAUAGACGAUGAUGAUGAGGAAGAGGAGGACAGUGGGAUAGAGGCCUCACCGAAAGCUGUCGGCCACAACAUCUACAUUCUAGCUACACAGCUAUCCCAGCACAAGGAGGAACUGGCCAACCUGUUGAAGCCCAGUGAUGAUGACCUGUGGGGAGAUCAAGCUCUCAAGUUCUAUGAAAAACAUACAGCACAAAUAGAGAUUGUACGAGAGAACAGAACAAUGGAGCGGAUUGUGUUUCCAAUACCAGAGAUCUGUGAGUAUCUCACUGAAGAAACUAAAACUCGGAUCUACAACUGUGCAGAGAUGGAUGAACAGGGAUCAAAGGUCGUUGACUUCUUUGAAAGACAUGAAGAUAUGUUUGCUGAAAUGAGAUGGCAGAAAAAACUCCGGGCCAAUCCUUACCUGUCUUGGUUCAGCAGUCACAUGUCCCUGUGGAGCAGCAUUACAUUUAACUUUGCCGUCGUCAUCAACUUCUUCGUGGCCUGUUUCUACCCGUUUAGUGACGAGCGUGAUGAACUUGACCCACGUCUGUCAGGCCUGGUGUGGACUGCUAUGUUUGGAUCUCUAGCAUUAGUGAUCAGUGUCGGAGUGUAUCCAUCCGCUAUCAGAACUUUCAUAAUCUCCAUCAUUCUCCGCUUCAUACUCUCUGUUGGAUUAGAACCCACCUUGUGGCUUUUAGGUGCCUUAAAUGUGAUAAAUAAAGGAAUAUUUUUGAUAAGUUUGAUGGGAAACAAUGGAACUUUCACUAAGCCUCCCUCACAAGUGCUGAGGGAUUUUCAAUUUGUGUAUAAUGUUGGAUAUCUCAUAUUAUGUGUCCUUGGACUGUGUGUACACGAAUUCUUCUACAGCUUUUUGUUGCUGGAUCUGGUGUAUAGAGAAGAGACCCUGCUGAACGUCAUCAAAUCUGUGACGAGGAACGGUCGCUCCAUCGUUCUCACUGCCGUCCUUGCUGUCAUACUCAUCUACCUCUUCUCCAUUAUUGGAUUCAUCUUCUUCAAGGACGACUUCUUGAUGGAGGUGGAGAGGAUAGACCCUCCUCAAAUCAUAAAUUUGACAGAUACAAAUGCUACAGUGAAUGGCUCUUGUGAAGCUCACGGAAACUGCAGUAUAUCUGACAAAGUAGCACAAUACCUGAGUCCUACCCAUGAUGUGUCUGAGGAGGAAUCUAGAGAUAAGCAGCGUGUUUGUGAUUCCCUUAUCAUGUGUAUACUCACCACUCUCAAUGAGGGACUGAGAAAUGGUGGUGGCAUAGGUGAUGUACUCCGCAAACCUGAUACCAGGGAACCUUUGUUUGUAGCAAGAGUUGUGUAUGACAUGCUGUUCUUUUUCAUCGUCAUCAUUAUCGUCCUCAACCUCAUCUUUGGUGUCAUCAUCGACACAUUUGCUGACUUGAGAAGUGAAAAACAGAACAAAGAACAAACAUUGAAGAAUAACUGUUUUAUUUGUGGUUUGAAUCGUAUUUCAUUUGACAACAAGGAUGUCUCUUUUGAUGAACACAAGUCUAAACAACACAAUAUGUGGCACUAUCUCAACUUCAUUGUCCUUGUGAAGGUGAAAGAUCACACAGAAUUCACUGGGCCUGAGAGUUAUGUUCACGCCAUGAUCAAGGAGAAAAAUCUGGAAUGGUUUCCAAGGAUGCGAGCAAUGUCACUUCAGGCAGAAGAAAGUGAUGGGGAACAAAAUGAACUGAGAAACCUUCAUGCACAGCUGGACUGUGCCAACACUCUCAUCAAAAAUCUAUCCAAACAGCUGAGUGAGCUCAAAGAUCAGAUGACUGAACAGAGGAAACAGAAGCAGCGUAAAGGUUUCCUCCACUCCACCACAGUACCAACAAUGAUGAACCCUAACUCAACUUUCUGAAGCUUUCCUUCAUUCCACCACAGUACCAACAAUGAUAUACCGAGUGAACAAGGAAUCCUUGCUCCAUAAAGUUUACCAUGAACCCAAAUUCUACAUACUAAGGGUUUUUGAAAAAAAUGUACUGAAAAUACCGUGAAUCAUAACAAGGAAUCCUAGUUCCACAUACAUGUACUACGUUUACCAUUAACCCCUAUUCCUCAUACAGAAUCUUUCACAAACCUCAAAUCCAUGUGCUUUGUGAAUCGAGAAUACUUACUCCAUCGACUAAAUGAAAACUCCAUAUAAUGAAUUAUCCAUGAUCCCAAAAUUGUAUGUAAUGUGUAUACAUUUACCAUGAUGUUACUAGUUUUUAAGGCAAUCGUUAAAUUCAAAAUGCAAAAAGAGUAACUACAAUGUAUCCAAAAUAUCAUUGUGUAUCAUAUAGGUGUUAGUAAUAUAAGAAUAUAAUCACCACAAAAUAGUAAUAUAAGAAUAUAAUCACCACAAAAUCAGCCAAACAAUGGAAUGUUUUCUUUUUCAAUGAUACAAAUGAAUAGUUUCAUAUAUAAACAAAAUGUCAAUAGAAUGGACAUUUAAGGGGUUUGUUUCAUGAUUCACCUAUUUUCAAGCAUGAUUUUGUAUAAAUAUAUAUCCCUGUUUGCCUGACUAACAAAAAGUCUCAGUACUAUGUCAGUAGCAUCUCUAAGCAGGUAAUGUGUAAAUAUGUGUGUGUAUAUGCCCAUGUUUGAGCCACAGAGGCCAAAGUUAUGUACUGAGAGUUCAUGAUGUUUUGGAGCAUGGUCCCUUUGACAGAAAAUCCAGGAAAUCUUUGCACUUAUAUUUUGAAAUUAAAUUUUUGUUCUUAACACUCGAUCAAGUGUAAAAUCAUUUUAAAAUAGUUCGUGAUUUUUCUGUCAAUCUGUCAUGACUAUUUUUGUAAUCUCACAAAAAAAUCAUGGAUUAAUUGAAGUGCAAAGGACAUUAUUUGUUCUCACCUAAGAAUCAUACAUCGGCAGCUAUAAACGUCAAGAUUCUAAUUUUUGUUUUUUUCAUCAACUUUGACUUUUCCUGAUAUUUCAAUAGGAAAUAUAAAAUAUACAGAAUGAAAAUCUGUACAUUUGCCACAAAAUAUGGUGUCGUAUGCCAAGUUAAAAUGUUAUUUGGAGAAAUUUUUGUAAGGGAACAUCAAGGUAUUUCUCAGCAUGGUUGACAAAUUACAAAUAAUUUACAACAUAAAUGGGAAAAGUGAAAAGCUGUAUAUAUGGAUACUAGCUUGUAAAAUGUGACCAAAGCUUUAAAUAAUGUGUACACUUGCUAAGGAUCCAAUAAUAAUUAAACAAAUUUCUUGUAAUCAUGACUUUUUUUUAUGGUUUUGCUACUACCAUAAUGUUAAACAUACAUAUACAAUUCAAUAUAUGAUUACAUAAAAAUUAUAUUAAUGUUCAGUAUAGAGAAAUGUUCAGUAUACUAAUAAUGUUCAAUAUAGUUAUAAUGUUGCAAUAUACAGCUGAUAAAUAUGCAUCAACACGCUUAAAUACAUCAACACGCUCAUUAGCUGAAUAAAAGUACACUGUAUUGGUGUACCAAUUAGCAGGCUAUGUUUUAGAGGGAAAUGCAAUCUUUGUACCCUUAGUUCAUUCGCCAAAAUUAGGAAAUUGAUUAUGCAUUUUGCUCAAAUGUGAUUCAUAGCUUAAAAUCCUUUGUUAUAUCUGCUCAUGUUUCCUGAAACGUCUUAGAUUUUUGUAGAUAUUCUGACUAAUGUAUUAAUAAAAUAGUGGUCAUCAUAUGCUCUUGGAACAUUUUACCAUUUUAUCACACAUCGAAAUUAUUUAAAAUUUCAAUGUAUGAUGUAAGUUAGUGGAUAAAAGCUUUGGAGUGAUAAAUGUUUAUGUAUUGUUUAUACCUAUUGUGAAGAUUUGCAGUAGUUGACUGAAAAUAUUUAUAUUAGUACCCUGGAAUCAGUUCAGUACAUAUUAAAUUAAGUUUAAUUGAUUUCAAUCACUAAAUUAACUAGUGUUUGUUUUUGUUUUGUUUUUGGGGGUUUUUUUUU
Molecule: messenger RNA, 10539 nt
Organism: Pecten maximus
Lineage: Eukaryota; Metazoa; Mollusca; Bivalvia; Pectinida; Pectinidae
Product: inositol 1,4,5-trisphosphate receptor-like
Exons: 62
Coding region: 246-8510 (2754 amino acids)
Biological process (GO): calcium ion transmembrane transport
Cellular component (GO): membrane; endoplasmic reticulum
Molecular function (GO): inositol 1,4,5 trisphosphate binding; inositol 1,4,5-trisphosphate-gated calcium channel activity
Source: RefSeq, a predicted model, not a curated record